UCUCAAACCUCAUAUUCUUGCUCAACACAACGAUAGUUUUAUUUGGCAACUUCCUCUUCUUCGGCAUAACGAUAGAACCAUGCGCCCUAUACCCCCAUUCAUCACACCUAGACUGCUCUCAUCAAUCCCUUCAGGCAGAUCUACAACUACAUUCCGCACGCGACAAGGGCCAUGUCUCCUAUGCAUCCACAGAAUCUCCACCCGGUCGUCUCCACGCCUCCAGCAAUCCACCACCACUUCAAACACGACCAAAGAGGAUACUAGAGCCGCACCGCAAACCCACUACACUUUCUUCCCGAAAUCCCUUCCAGCCGGGCCGCCGCCGCAGGGUGAUUUCUCGAUAGAUCUAUCCGCGCUGAAGCGAGAAUUUCUGCAACUGCAAGCGCGCGCCCACCCAGACUUGCACCCUCCAGCGGACAAGAGCAAGGCGCAGGCGCUCUCUGCGCGGAUAAAUGAGGCAUACAAAACGCUAUCAUCUCCACUGUCGCGGGCGCAAUACUUGUUGACGCUGCGGGGGAUCGAGGUCGCAGAAGAUGAGACGGCCAAGGUGGAGGAUCCGGAGCUUUUGAUGGAGGUACUGGAGACGAACGAACGGAUUGAGGAGGCGGAAUCGGAGGAUGACCUCGUGGUUCUUAAGAAUGAGAAUGAAGCGAAGGUGAGACGGAGUUUGCAGAUUCUGGAAGAGGCUUUCCGGGAAGAUGAUGUGGAUGCGGCGAAACGGGAGGCAGUCAACUUACGCUAUUGGGCGAAUAUUGGAGAAAGUCUUCAUGCGUGGGAGAAAGGGAAGCCGGUUCAAUUGAUACAUUAGGGUUGGCUUACGAGCAAGAGCAGAGGCGGAAGUGUAGAAGGAUGCGAAAACGUCUACCUGACGGUGUAUAGAUUACCGAGUACAUGAUACCCAACUUCAUAGUUCGAUUCUGGGGCACGGCGCCUUACUGGUCACAUUGAUAUUGACACUGUACUACCAUUAUAAAUGCAAUAGGGUGAAACUCAAGGCUAAGCUUUGUUCCCAAAUAAGGAGUACUUCAAAGCAUCAUCUAUAGCGCAUUGUGUGUAGGUAGGUACUAAUAACUCCAUCCAUCAGAGGAACGAGUAAUUGAU
This is a messenger RNA of Aaosphaeria arxii CBS 175.79, 1101 nucleotides long. RefSeq names its product Co-chaperone Hsc20. The transcript has a single exon. Gene Ontology annotation, cellular component: mitochondrion. Gene Ontology annotation, molecular function: ATPase activator activity; protein-folding chaperone binding. Gene Ontology annotation, biological process: protein complex oligomerization; [2Fe-2S] cluster assembly. Lineage: Eukaryota; Fungi; Ascomycota; Dothideomycetes; Pleosporales. The record is from RefSeq and is a predicted model, not a curated record. Bases 80 to 808 code for a protein of 242 amino acids.